This is a messenger RNA of Chrysochloris asiatica (Cape golden mole), 2796 nucleotides long. RefSeq names its product adenosine deaminase, RNA-specific (gene ADAR). Lineage: Eukaryota; Metazoa; Chordata; Mammalia; Afrosoricida; Chrysochloridae. Bases 1 to 2796 code for a protein of 931 amino acids. The transcript is spliced from 14 exons. Gene Ontology annotation, cellular component: cytoplasm; nucleolus. The record is from RefSeq and is a predicted model, not a curated record. Gene Ontology annotation, biological process: RNA processing; adenosine to inosine editing. Gene Ontology annotation, molecular function: tRNA-specific adenosine deaminase activity; double-stranded RNA binding; double-stranded RNA adenosine deaminase activity.
AUGGCUGAGAUCAAGGAGAAAAUCUGCGACCACCUAUUUACUGUGUUCAACUCCUCUGCCCUUAAUCUGGCAAAAAAUAUCGGCCUCACCAAGGCUCGGGAUGUAACUGCCAUACUGCUUGACUUAGAAAGGCAGGGGGAUGUGUACAGGCAUUGGGCAACCCCUCCCAUAUGGUUUUUGACUGAUAAGAAGCGGGAAAGAAUGCAAAUCAAGAAGAAUGUGAAUAGCUUUCCUGAACCCACUCCUGCUGCUACCCCUGAGACCAAAAGAAAUGUAGAGCUCCCCACCUGUAACUUACCUGCUUCAUGUGCCUCAAACAACACGAUCACCACAGGAAAAGUGACAAAUGGGCAGGAACCUGUCCUAAAGUUAGAAAAUCAGCAAGAGGCCACACCGGAACCAAUCAGACUGAAACCACCUGCUCAUGACAAUGGCCCCUCAAAAACAGGGUAUGUUGACAUUGAAAAUGGCCAGUGGGCCACAGAUGACAUCCCAGAUGACUUGAAUAGUAUCCGUGCAGCACCAGGUGAGUUUCGAGCCAUCAUGGAGAUGCCCUCCUUCUACAGUCAUGGCUUACCACGGUGUUCACCCUACAAGAAACUGACUGAGUGCCAGCUGAAGAACCCCAUCAGUGGGCUGUUAGAAUAUGCUCAGUUCGCUAGUCAGACCUGUGAGUUCAACCUGCUAGAACAGAGUGGACCACCCCAUGAACCUCGAUUUAAAUUCCAGGUUGUUAUCAGUGGCAGAGAGUUCCCCCCAGCUGAAGCUGGCAGCAAGAAAGUGGCCAAACAGGAUGCAGCUAUGAAGGCCAUGGCCAUACUGCUUGAGGAAGCUAAAGCCAAGGACAGUGGGAAGUCAGAGGAAUCUUACUACUAUUCCCCUGAGAAAGGAUCCGAGAAGACUGCUGAGUCCCAGCUUACCACCCCUUCAGCAACAUCCUUUUUUUCUGGGAAAAACCCUGUCACUACAUUGCUUGAGUGCGUGCACAAAUUGGGAAGUUCCUGUGAAUUCCGCCUCCUGUCCAGAGAGGGCCCUGCCCAUGAUCCCAAGUUUCAGUACUGUGUUGCCAUGGGACCACAUACUUUCCCCACUGCAAGUGCCCCCAGCAAGAAAGUGGCAAAGCAGAUGGCAGCAGAAGAAGCCAUGAAGGCCCUUCAUGGAGAGGCAACCAAUUCGACAUCUUCUGAUGACCAGCCUGGAAGUACGAACACAGACUCUUUUGACAACUUGGAAUCUCUAAUGCCCAACAAGGUCAGGAGGAUUGGCGAGCUCGUCAGAUACCUGAACACCAACCCUGUGGGCGGCCUGUUAGAGUACGCCCGCUCCCACGGCUUUGCUGCUGAGUUCAAGUUGGUUGACCAGUCUGGACCUCCUCAUGAGCCCAAGUUUGUUUAUCAAGCAAAAGUUGGGGGUCGCUGGUUCCCAGCCGUCUGUGCCCACAGCAAGAAGCAAGGCAAGCAGGAAGCAGCAGAUGCGGCUCUCCGCGUCUUGAUUGGGGAGAACGAGAAGGCAGAACGCAUGGGUUUCACAGAGGUAACCCCAGUGACAGGGGCCAGUCUCAGAAGAACUAUGCUUCUCCUCUCCAGGUCCCCAGAAGCACAGCCAAAGACACUUCCUCUCACUGGCAGUACCUUCCAUGACCAGAUAGCUAUGCUGAGCCACCGGUGUUUUAAUGCGCUCACUAACAGUUUCCAGCCCUCCUUGCUUGGCCGCAAGAUCCUGGCUGCCAUCAUCAUGAAGAAAGACCCAGAAGACCUGGGUGUCGUGGUCAGCUUGGGCACGGGGAAUCGCUGUGUGAAAGGAGAUUCUCUGAGCCUAAGGGGAGAAACUGUCAAUGACUGCCAUGCGGAAAUCAUCUCCCGGAGAGGCUUCAUCAGGUUUCUCUAUAGUGAAUUAAUGAAAUACAACUGCCAGACUGCAAAGGACAGUAUUUUUGAGAUUGCUAAGGGAGGAGGAAAGCUCCAAAUAAAAAAGACAGUGUCGUUCCAUCUCUACAUCAGCACAGCCCCGUGUGGGGAUGGUGCUCUCUUUGACAAGUCCUGCAGCGACCGUGCUGUGGAAAGCACAGAUUCCCGCCACUACCCGGUCUUUGAGAAUCCCAAACAAGGCAAGCUUCGCACCAAGGUGGAGAACGGGGAAGGUACAAUCCCAGUGGAGUCCAGUGAUAUCGUGCCUACGUGGGACGGCAUUCGGCUUGGGGAGAGACUCCGUACCAUGUCCUGUAGCGACAAAAUCCUCCGCUGGAACGUGCUCGGCCUACAGGGGGCGCUGCUGACCCACUUUCUGCAUCCUGUGUAUCUCAAAUCUGUCACCCUGGGUUACCUUUUCAGCCAAGGUCAUCUGACUCGUGCUAUUUGCUGUCGUGUGACAAGAGAUGGGAAGUCAUUUGAGGACGGACUACGACAUCCCUUUAUUGUCAACCACCCCAAGGUGGGCCGAGUCAGUGUAUAUGAUUCCAAAAGGCAAUCUGGGAAGACUAAGGAGACAAGCGUCAACUGGUGUUUGGCUGACGGCUAUGACCUGGAGAUCCUGGAUGGGACCAGAGGCACCGUGGACGGGCCACGGAAUGAAUUAUCCCGGGUCUCCAAAAAGAACAUUUUUCUUCUAUUUAAGAAGCUCUGCUCCUUCCGUUACCGCAGGGACCUACUUAGACUCUCCUAUGGUGAGGCCAAGAAAGCUGCCCGUGACUAUGAGACAGCCAAAAACUACUUCAAAAAAAGCUUGAAGGACAUGGGCUAUGGGAAUUGGAUAAGCAAACCCCAGGAGGAAAAGAACUUUUAUCUCUGCCCAGUAUAG